Molecule: messenger RNA, 5005 nt
Organism: Perca flavescens (yellow perch)
Lineage: Eukaryota; Metazoa; Chordata; Actinopteri; Perciformes; Percidae
Gene: rps6kc1
Product: ribosomal protein S6 kinase polypeptide 1
Exons: 16
Coding region: 83-3439 (1118 amino acids)
Biological process (GO): protein phosphorylation
Cellular component (GO): early endosome
Molecular function (GO): ATP binding; phosphatidylinositol binding; protein kinase activity
Source: RefSeq, a predicted model, not a curated record
UUGCCUCCUGUCACUUUGCUGUCAGGGAAUGAAUGUGAAUGGCUAGCCGACUGGUAGCUUUGGCAAUGUUGUCACUAUCAGAAUGAUAUCGCAGCGGGACAGAGGAGAACUGGCUCGGUUUUAUACUGUCACAGAUCCCAAAAAGCACCUGAAAGGCUAUACUGUGUACAAAGUCACCGCAAGGAUAAUCUCCAGGAAGAACCCAGAAGAUGUCCAAGAGAUAACCGUAUGGAAGAGAUACAGUGAUUUCCGGAAGCUUCAUCAGAACCUCUGGCAGCUGCACAAGAAUGUAUGUAGCCAGUCGGAGCUGUUUCCUCCAUUUGCCAAGGCUAAAGUCUUUGGUCGUUUUGAUGACUCAGUAGUUGAGGAAAGAAGACAGUGCUCCGAGGAUCUGCUGCAGUUCUCUGCUAAUAUCCCUGCUCUUUAUAGCAGUCAGCAUAUCCAAGAUUUUUUCAAGGGAGGGGAGGUCCACGACGGCUCGGAGCUCAUUGGACCAGCCGAGCCCUUUUCUGACUUCCUGGCAGACAGUUUAUCAGACUGCAGCUCUGACGUUCAAAGAGACCUCAGUGGUGCAGAUGAUUUGACUAUCACAUCUGAGUAUGGAGGCCCGUCCAGUGACAGCGACCUGACCUCCCUGGCUGUGGAUACAGACUCUUUGGCUGGGCUAGAUGAUGGCAUGGCCUCAGGCCGCACCUCCCCAAACCAGCCACAGGGGGGAGCCACCAACAUUGGCAGCAGCUGCAGCCCUCGCUUGCCCUCCCUGCACGGUCGCCGCACUCCAUCUCCUGCUCCAGUCCCUGCCUCCUCAGCCCCAAACCCAGAGGUCAGCUGGUCAGGCCGAACGCCACUCUUUUCCGGCAGUCUGAAGAAAGCCAGUGGUGGCAACCCGAAGGACGUGAAGUCAGACUACCUAGACAGAGCCAGUGAGCUCAUCUGUUUGGCUGUACAGAAGGAGAAAGAGCAGGACUUCCAGGCAGCUUUCUCCUGCUAUCGUAGCGGAGUGGACCUGCUGCUGCAAGGAGUGCAAGGUGAGCCCAGUCCCACGCGGCGAGAGGCAGUGAAGAAGAAGACUGCAGAGUAUCUAAUGCGUGCAGAACAGAUAUCCAGUCAGCAUCUGAGAAGCAACAUGGGUCAAGGGUCAACACAGACAGUGGCUUUGGGGGCACAGUGCUGCCCAUCCACCAGCAGAGGAGGCCAGCAGAGUCCGUCCGAGGAGCUGAGAGCUUACAGGGUGUUGGGGGUGAUAGAUAAGGUUCUUUUGGUCAUGGACAAGAGAACACAAGAGAUGUUCAUCCUGAAAGGUCUGAGAAAGAGCAGUGACUGUGGGCAGACUAAGAGGACAAUCAUGCCUCACUCUGUGCCGCACAUGGUGCAGCUGAGAAAGUUCAUUGUCUCUGAAGACACAGUUUUCCUUUUGCUGCAGUAUGCUGAAGGUGGUAAGCUGUGGUCUCACAUUGGAAAGUACCUGCGUAAUUCCAGCCCAGAAGAGAGCUUUGACAUUCCUUUCAUCCAGAAGAGCCACACAGCGGCUGUACACUCUCCACAACAUGCUGUACCACAGCUGGAUGUAGGUUCAGCCAGUUCUGGUUCUGGGCCGGUUGCUUGUUCUGAUUCUGUCUCAGGGCUUCAGAACAAAGGGGAGAAAUUCAUUGUGUCUCCUAAGAAAAGCGUUCUCCCUCCCAGGCUUAUCGAACAAAUUGGUGCCCAGUCAGACUCUGGAGCCACGUCUGAGGAAGAGUGCACCAACAGUUAUUUGACACUUUGCAAUGAGUAUGAACAAGACAAAGUAGAACCAGAUGCACUAGAAGAAGAGAAGGAGGAGGAGGAAAAGAGUGAACAUGAAAUGCUGUCCCUGGAAGUGCCCAUUGCGACCACCACUACUUCCUCGCGUAGCCGCUCACUGCUUAGCAAUGACAGCCUAUCACCUAUCAGCUCUCAAGAACUUGGCUUUUUUACCGAGUCAUCCGACAAAAGUGGCCACACUCUUGACAAUGAGCAAUACCGCGGCGAGGGACAGGACCACAGUGAAGUGUUCAGUCCUUUGCCCUCACCUGCUGUGCCUCUGUCUUUGGAUCAGUCCAAGCACACGCCAAUGGAGUUUUUCCGUAUUGACAGCAAAGACAGUGCAAGUGAGGUGACAUGUCUUGACUCUCAUAAGCCAGUUCCCCUCUUUUCUACAUCAGACCUGGGCUCUGAGGAUCUUCCAGAGCUGGCUCAGGAGGUCAAGUACCACAGCUCGGAGCUUUGGGAGUUGGACUGUAGCGAUAAAGGCUCCAAUGAGUCAGUGCCAGUCAUCUCUUUUAAAGAGGCAGUAGUGGAGGAUGAGGGACACCCACCAGACCUUUUGGUCAACCUGCCUAUAACGGGUGGGACUGUAGACUCUUUACAGGAAGAAUUAGACACUUCGGGGGGGUUUGUGGGCCUCGAGGCCACAGCCUCUCCUCAGAAGUUCAUUCAGCCUGAUGUUUUACAGCUUCCCGUUCACCCUGAGGAAGAGGAGGAGCAGCUGUUGGAGCAGGACCUUUCAUCUUUAUGUACAGCCUCUGCAACAUAUGACACCAGUGUUGCAUCUUCCUCUCCCUUCAACUCACUAUGGGAUGACUGCAGCGUGGCGUUUGGGCAAGAAGCCUCUGACAAAAUGGUGGUUCAUUCUCCAUGCCAAAAUAAUGAACUUCCCCUUGACCUUCCAGUUACUGAUCCUCUAAAUGAUAAACCAGAGGCCAGUACAAGAGUAAAUACAGACUUAGUUCCAGACCCCAGUAGCAACAGCACAGGCUCUAUCCCCGCCACAAAUGGGACUAAGGCAUGCACAGUGGUUGAGAGUUUAUUGGGUCUUGAUGGUGAAUCAAGAGUUAUUAGCACUACAGGUGGCAGCGAAUUUGAUAAAGAAGUAUCGCGGCUGUUUGCAGAGCUGGACGAGCUGUCGUUGGCUGCAUCCCAAGCUCGUAUCCCGGAGGAGUUUGUCCGAUGCUGCGCGGUAGAGAUAGUUAAAGCCCUGGAUUGUCUGCACCAAGAGGGCGUCAUCUGUCGAGACCUGAACCCCAACAACAUCCUGCUCAACCACCAAGGUCAUGUUCAGCUUACCUACUUUUGUAGCUGGAAUGAUGUGGAGGAGUCCUGUGACAAAGAGGCCAUUGCCAAUAUGUACUGUGCACCAGAGGUGGGAGGUAUCAGUGAGGGGACCGCAGCAUGCGAUUGGUGGAGUUUGGGCGCCGUCCUGUUUGAGCUCCUGACAGGCAUGUCUCUGCUGCGGUGCCAUCCAGCGGGAAUUGGUCGCCACACUGCUCUCAACAUCCCCGCGUCUGUUUCAGAGGAGGCCAGAUCUCUGCUGGAGCAGUUGCUCCAGUACAACCCAAUGGAGAGACUGGGGGCAGGUGUGGGAGGCGUGGAUGAUAUCAAAUCCCACCCUUUCUUUGCCAGAGUGGACUGGUCCAAAUAGACGCUGUGCAUUGUGGGACUGCGGAAACCAGAGCUGCAUCCUGGGAGACUGUCUGUCCUGAAUGAAUCCCUUUCAGGCUCACAUAUAGAUAUACAGUAAAUAUGCAUUUCUGCACACAUCACCCAUUGUUUUGCCACAAAGCAGUAUUACCUUCCUUGUAAAUUGCUCAUUUCUUUAUCUCAUAGAGGAUUUACUGUCUAACCUUUUGGUGCAGGGAACACGUAACAACAUGUGUGGUGCAAUAAUUUAUACAGUGAGUGCUGGUGCUGAGUUAUCAUCCACUACGACAUUGUUGCUUUUACAUAACUCAUACAGUAGCUGUACGCCAAAAUGAGUGAGAGGAUUUUUUUUGGAGGACAUUUUUUAAACUGACGCAGACUUAGGUAAGCGUUCCUGAAGACACGUGCAAUACACAGUUUGUUGCCACCUAUAACAUUUUUAUCAUUCCUCACUGAGUCCCUUUAGAUUAGCUGGAAGUGAGACGGGUUGAGCUUUUUUAUGUUGCUCUGAUAUAGAAACAGAUAUAUCUCAUUUCCUACAACACUUUUUUGCCAACCAGCACCCACAUACAAUAAAAGAGAGACACUAUACAAGGUGAAUAAACAAAAUAUUUUUAGAUAGGAGAUGGUUUUGUUGUUGAGUGAAGUAUUUAGUUGUAUGAGGAUUGAAUUAUUUAAUAGAUUAAAGCUGAAAAAAAAGGGGGCCUUCUCCCUCCAUGAGUAGUGAGUGUGUAUCAUUCAUUCAAGAAAGAAAGAAAGAGAAGGAUGGAGGGCUUGACCCACACAUUUAAAACCAGCCCUUUUACAGAUAGUUGUUUUUAUGAAUAACAGAGGAAACUCUGUACUGUACAACACUGCAUUUUUUGCAUGGUCGAAUAUGAUUUAUGUAAUCUAUUUAAUACUAUGAUAAAUCUACUGAACAAUAAAUAUUGUGCGUCUUAUAAAUAUACCUUUUUAAAGGAUGUUGUGCUGAGUGAACGGUACACCCAGAUCUCAAAGCCUUGAUUAUGUCCAACUUUUCAAUCACUCACUGCCUCAGCAAUCAGAUCCUUUUUAUUUGAUUGUGUUUUAUUUCUGAGCAUCACAUCUGCUAACUUGCCGCACAGAUCUUAAUGCUGAUUUAAUAAUAUCUAUAAUAGUCUACAAUGAUAAUAUCUAUAUGGUAAACAUUGCCAUGGUUACAUUACAUGCCAUAUAUCACUUCUUGUUUAAACAAAUGAGACUUUUGAGAAUUAUUGGAGCAUAUACAGUAUAUCAAACACAUUGCAAUAUCAAACGCAUUGUAAUACAUUUCUCUAACAAAACACAGAUAAUCACACCACUGUAGAUGCUGCACUCUGUUGUACUCCACUGCGGUAUGCUACAUGUUAACUGACAGAUACUGUCCAUAUUCCACCUAUUAACCUUUUUUAUCAGACUUAAACAUCACAGUAAGAUCACAUUUUCUUUUUUCAGUUUUCUAUUGAAUGCUCACUCUUGUCUGUGCUGUAUGUCUGUACUGGUCUGUCAGUGCACUCUGGAAAACAAUAAACAUACCUGGAUAAGAACAUCUAGUGAUUACGUGUAA